GCAAACUAAAAAAAACUUAAUCCAACCGACUAGGAAAUAAGAAAAAGCCUUUGUGAACGGCCGUGUUAACCCACACACCUUCUCCAGACUGCCCCCUUCAUUUUCUUAAACCCUUCGACCCCUCAGACUGGAGCUUACUAGGGUUUUAGCAGAUCCCGCUGAUCAUGGGUAGCAUUAUUCUGAGGAAGUCAUCUUCAUCGCCGGUCAGAAAGGGGAUUCAUCUUGCUGCUCUACCGCAUCUCUUUUAUUCAAAGUCGUCUGCCUCAGAAAUCAAUGGUUCCAGAAGUGUUCCCUCGAUCCCCCGCUCCUCCACUGCUUCUAAUUCCCCAUCUAUUGGGAUUUUAAAUAAGCCGCCACACGCGCUAGCACAAACUGUUAGGGCCUUGCACGUCUCACGGCCGUUGGCUGCUGGAGUGGCUGCGGCUCGUUUGCCUGAGGAGGAUGAAGGACUUGAGAUCUCUAAGCUUGGCAUUGCUCAGGAAAUCGUCUCUGCCUUGGCACGGAAGGGAAUAACUCAGCUCUUUCCUAUUCAGAGAGCAGUCUUGGAACCAGCAAUGCAGGGGCUUGAUAUGAUAGGUCGAGCUAGAACUGGAACAGGGAAGACUCUAGCUUUUGGGAUUCCAAUCAUGGAUAAGAUCAUCCGAUACAAUGAGAAGCAUGGGAAGGGGAGGAAUCCUUUAGCAUUGAUAUUGGCUCCUACUAGAGAACUUGCCAAACAAGUGGACAGAGAAUUCUACGAGUCUGCUCCUAAUUUGGACACUUUGUGUGUUUAUGGAGGUGUCCCUAUUGGAAAACAAAUGGGUACACUUGAUCAAGGUGUUGAUGUAGUUGUUGGGACACCAGGUCGGAUUAUUGAUCUGAUUAAAAGGGGUUCAUUAAAUUUAUCGGAACUUCAGUUUGUUGUUCUGGAUGAAGCUGACCAGAUGCUUAAUGUUGGCUUCGCUGAGGAUGUUGAAAGGAUUCUACAAAGUGCACCAAAGAAGCGUCAGACUUUGAUGUUUUCAGCUACAAUGCCUGGAUGGAUCUUGAAACUCACCCAACAGUUCCUUAAGAAUCCUGUAGAGAUUGAUCUUGUUGGGAACUCUGAUCAGAAACUUGCUGAUGGGAUUUCCUUGUAUUCAAUUGCCUGUGACACACAUCAGAAAGCUGCAGUUCUUGGCCCUCUAAUAACAGAACAUGGUAAAGGAGGGAAGUGUAUUCUUUUCACACAAACAAAACGUGAUGCCGAUCGGCUAGCUUAUGCCAUGCAAAAAAGCUUCAAAUGUGAAGCAUUGCAUGGGGAUAUCUCACAAAACCAAAGAGAAAGAACACUGUCAGGUUUCCGAGAUGGCCACAUCAAUGUAUUGGUGGCCACUGAUGUUGCUGCCCGAGGUCUUGAUGUCCCCAAUGUUGAUCUGGUCAUACAUUACGAAAUUCCGAACUCUUCAGAGAUUUUUGUUCAUCGAUCUGGCCGUACAGGACGAGCUGGCAAGAAAGGAAGUGCAAUACUCAUGUAUUCGUAUCAGCAAAUGAGGGAUGUUAAAGGUAUUGAGCGGGAAGUAGGGUGCAAAUUUAUCGAGCUCCCAAAGAUCGAAGUAGACGCUGGAGCAGCAAGCAUGUUGGGUGACAUUGGAGGUGGUAAUGACCGUUUUGGCUCUAAUAGAGGCUUUGGAAGUGGCCGCUUUGGUGGAGGUGGUGGAGGCCGCUUUGGAAAUGGAGGGUCAUCUUAUGGUAGUGGAUCUUCUUAUGGUAGUGGUGGGCGUGGGUUUGGUGGGCCUGCUACAGGACGAUCUGGUGGUGGAUUUAGUUUUAGUAAUGAAGGGCGUUCUGGGAAUUUUGGAAACCGGCAACCAGGAAAUUUUGGAAGUCGCAGUUCGGGUGGAUCUGAAGGAUUUGGAAAUUUCAGCAACAGUUCAGGUGGAUCUGGCGGCUUUUUUGGAGAUAACAAUCAAAGUUCCCGGAGACCUUUUUAACCCUGAUGAACGUUUGCGUGCAUAAAGAGUAGCAGGGUGUGGAGAAACACGUAUUUCAUUGCUCUGAAAUGCCAUUAUAGACAGAGUUGGCAUAGUAGAAAAGUGUACCCUUUUGUGUAGGAAAUCCCUCCCUUCCAUUUCGCUCUCAUUCUUCCUCUUUCGUUGAUAGUUAUUAUUGAUUUGGCUACCUUGGAAUAAUGUUUAUCACAUUUCAUAUUUAUACCUAGUGCUGUCAUUGUCCCUCUCUUGUUGAAAAUCAAUCCCAAUCCAGAUGUCAUAUUAAGUUAUGUUCUGACUUUAAGAUUAGUUGUUGGUUGGGUUCCUUUAACUUUCCGUAUUGUGCAGCUGCUUCCUUG
This is a messenger RNA of Cuscuta epithymum, 2308 nucleotides long. Lineage: Eukaryota; Viridiplantae; Streptophyta; Magnoliopsida; Solanales; Convolvulaceae. The record is from the annotation of a GenBank genome assembly.